This is a messenger RNA of Amoebophrya sp. A25, 1657 nucleotides long. NCBI's taxonomy places the organism in Eukaryota, Dinophyceae, Syndiniales, Amoebophryaceae. The record is from the annotation of a GenBank genome assembly.
AAGGUCUUAUUUGAAGUUAAGCGAUUGCGGUUCUACAACUAGUCGUAAAGAUGAAACCUAUAAGGCACGACUAAUACUUAGUCUUAGUGUACGGGAGCGAGACCUGAUACUUCGCGUAGUAUAAUAGAAAGUGACAAGAAAAGCGAUCGCCUCGUAAAUAUCUUCAUCUGCAGUAAAGAAACAUAGAAAAAUUUCUCAUACACAAAAAAUGAUGAUGCUGAGCACGGGUGGUUCCUCGUCGUCCUCAUCAAGAGAUUACUUUCCAUGUCAAGACCGGAAAAGCAGUUGUACUCUGCGUAUGCUCGAUAGUAGUUGCAGUCUUCGGAGUGAGGACGAGGAGCAGUUGCUUCCAAGGUGGCAUCACUCGACGGCAGGUGCUGCUUUAGCAGCGAGUGGCGCGGGCCGCGAAGUUCACAACCUCCUUAUCGAUACAGCAGCCGCGUCUGGUUCAGGAGGUAAUAAUCGCAUUACGUCAAGGAGAAUUAGGGGCCCGAACGACUCGCCAAGCAACGCUUCUGACAAGUCAACGGAUUACAAAUAUAGUGCGAACCAGGUAUCAAGUUGUGGUUGUCAAAAAGGUGGUGACAAGUUUCUCAGCGGCCCAGAUAUCGAAGAUCCAGAACUUCUAGGCGGGUCCGAUAGUGAAGAUGAGGAAGCUGCAGUCGAUAGAUGGAUCACACUUCGACGAGAACGUCGAGACUGCCUCAAACGUUGCGGGUGCCACGUACUCAAUGUUUAUGACUCACGGAUACAACUCAUACAAGGCAACUACUACUAAUCAAUAAUAGACGAGACAGUCAGAAGAUCGAACACACCAGGCUACUGGGACUAAGUCACACCUUAGGGAAAUUCAUCAUGAUCAUGGGUGAUUGCCUAGUACUUCAUUCCCUUCCCCCGUUUCUUUCCCACAUUCAUUUUUACCUGUUGCUGCUCAUCGUCUUGCUGUGUAUCGCGAUUGGGAUGCUAGGGUUUGUAAACCGAGAUCAAACCCCUCUGCAGAAUGCACGAGCGUCUUCUGCCGCCCGAGAGGGUCUCGUUGCAGCAACUGCAUCAUAGCACCUGCAGAAAACUGUCUAGUGCCACCUACGCCUGGUCAAACAUACAAACAAGAAGGAGGGGAGUCGGAAAACUCCACUGCUGACUCAGGCAAUUUGAAGCAGUACGGCUGCUACUGCCACCACAUCAACAAGAAAAUUAGUCUCCGUGAACUACAGCUACAUGUUUGUGAUCCUGAUCGCGUAGUUUGUUUCUAAAAAUAGGUAAUUCUGGGUACACAGCCCAAGCGUUUCUAUCACUGCUAUAUUCUAGACUUGUACACGCAUUCGCCGAUCUUCACUGUUUGAUCAUCUCAGCAAGAUGAAGAAAUCUAACGACCUUGUUAAUCUUUUGUUGAUAGCGCUUAUGAUCGAAGAUUCAGAUUAGGGAGCUUUUUCAUCUAUCUUCAUUUACAAUGCAUCGAAAUUUAUAUGACUCCUGGUUUUGUGAGGAGUAUCGAGACAUCUAGAGGACAGGACCAGCAGCACGACCAGUAGUCCUCUUCAUUGAAUGAUGACCGCCAAGAUUGUCUCAAUAAUAAUCUACUUUUCAAUGCAAGUAGCCAGAUCAACAUUGAGAACACCUCCAAGCUGCGUAUGCGAUGUGGCACUCCCAUUCCACA